CAAAUCCUCUGAGAGAGAAAGACAGCAGUGUCUGCAAACUUCAAGGUGAGAGAAAACUAAGAGCUGAAGAGGCUGCGUUAGUAUUUGAGACCGCCUUGUCCUCCAGCAGUCAGAAGUGUGCGCGUGUCAGAUGAUGGCACCGCAGGUCGUCAGCUCACCCUUCCUGAAGCCUUUCUUUCUGAAGACACCGCUGAGCGUCGCCAGUUCUCGACGGCAGAGACGACACACAUUACCAGCCAGUGAGUUUCGUAAUCUCACCCCACAGGAUGCCAUUAGUGUGUUUGAGAUAGAGAGAGAAGCAUUCAUCUCUGUUUCUGGUGAAUGUCCACUCACCCUUGAAGAGGUGCUUAGUUUCCUGGGCCAUUGUCCUGAGCUUUCGUUGGGAUGGUUUGAAGAGGGCCAGCUGGUGGCUUUCAUCAUCGGAUCUGGCUGGGACAAAGACAAACUAGAACAGGAGGCCAUGACCACACACGUCCCAGACUCUUCCACGGUACACAUCCACGUGUUGUCUGUGCACCGUCACUGUCGGCAGCAGGGCAAAGGCUCGAUCUUGCUUUGGCGCUAUCUGCAGUACCUGCGCUGUCUUCCCGGUCUCCGCCGAGCCCUGCUGGUCUGUGAGGAGUUCCUGGUGCCCUUCUACCAGAAAGCUGGCUUUAAGAAUAAGGGUCUCUCUGCCAUCAAUGUGCCGGCUUUGACCUUCACAGAGAUGGAGUAUCAGCUUGGAGGCCUGGCUUAUGCACGACGAAACAGCGGAUGUUAGUUUCUUUAGCUCAUUCGAUCCUGAUUCAGGACACCAUGCAUAGAUUCUGGACGGCUCUUGGCAAUCACAGACUUAAAGCCCUACUACCACCUGAGCAAGAACCAGAGACUUACGUAUGAGUGUAAAUGAGUGCCAUUUACAGAGAUGGAAGCACUUACAUUUGGGUAUAUGAAGGCUAAGGAUGUUGUUUGUUGUUGUUUUUUUCUUUCUCUUGUACUACACGAGAUACACUGCACACUUUACUGGUCAAGACACAGUGGCUGCUUUUAACAGUUAAUAAAGUGAUUUUAGAAAAAACAAAAAAAAUCA
This is a messenger RNA of Carassius auratus (goldfish), 1069 nucleotides long. Its product is annotated as serotonin N-acetyltransferase-like. Lineage: Eukaryota; Metazoa; Chordata; Actinopteri; Cypriniformes; Cyprinidae. Bases 131 to 760 code for a protein of 209 amino acids. Gene Ontology annotation, cellular component: cytoplasm. The record is from RefSeq and is a predicted model, not a curated record. Gene Ontology annotation, biological process: response to light stimulus; circadian rhythm. The transcript has 3 exons. Gene Ontology annotation, molecular function: aralkylamine N-acetyltransferase activity.